Ilex paraguariensis (yerba mate) is the source of this 546-nucleotide messenger RNA. The record is from the annotation of a GenBank genome assembly. Lineage: Eukaryota; Viridiplantae; Streptophyta; Magnoliopsida; Aquifoliales; Aquifoliaceae.
AUGAUUAAAGCAGAGAAUCUCUUGGCUUCUCAAGGAGGACCCAUAAUCCUUGCUCAGAUCAGCACCUGCAAUGGUUGGUAUUAUGAUCAAUUCUAUCCCAGUAAUCCUAAUACUCAUAAAAUUUGGACUGAGAAUUGGACUGGCUGGUUUAACGAGUGGGGUGGUGGAGAUCCACAUAGAACUGCAGAGGACGUUGCCUUUGCUGUUGCACGUUUUUUCCAGUAUGGUGGCACAGUGCAAAACUAUUACAUGGUGACGAUUUACAACUUAAAUGGAGAACGGGCUUGUUUCUUUGGAAAUGCAAACGAAACAGACAAUAUGACAAUCACCUUUGAAGGCAACAAGUAUACAGUUCCUGCUUGGUCUGUUAGCAUCCUUCCUGAAUGCCAGACUGUAGUAUACAACACUGCUCAAGUUAACAGGCAAACAUCAAUAAUGUUGAAGAAGCCAAAUGAAGCUGAUGAAGGACCCCUACAGUGGCCAUGGAGACUUGAGAAUCUUGAGAGCCUUAAGAGCCAGCUUUUGAAAAAGAAGAGCGAGUCUUGA